UCUCCGGCAGCAGGGCCUGCAAAAAUAGCCGGAGCCAUCACAGGCGCCUACUUGGAAGAGAGCCCUGGCUUCCCCUGGUCCUUGCCUGCCUCCAGCUGUCACUCUCCAUCCUGCCCUUUAAGGCCAAAAGGCUUGGAAGAAAGCCCUCCCUACCCCGUCUCUUGUCCGCUGCCAUUCAUCCUUACCACACUGUCGACAGCAAAAGGCCAGCAAAGCCAUUCCGACCCCUCCAGCCAAUUAACUGAGGAGACCGUGAAAAGGAAGCUUCUGGGGCAGAGCGGAAGCAGGCUGACGCUGGGGAUGGCGAUGGCACUGGCGAAUGCGCACUCCCCAGCUCCUCUGAAUCUGAAGAAGGAGGGGCCGCGGACAGGGAAGGAGGAUCGCUGCUCUACUUGGGGACAGGGGUUCAGGCUACCAGGAAAGAGCUCAGGCCUCGGACAAGAGCCACUGUGCAAACAGUUCAGGCAGUUGCGGUAUGAAGAGACCACAGGGCCCCGCGAGGCGCUGAGCCGGCUGCGGGAGCUCUGCCGACGCUGGCUGCGGCCCGAGACGCGCAGCAAGGAGCAGAUCGUGGAGCUGCUGGUGCUGGAGCAGUUCCUGACCAUCCUGCCCGAGGAGCUGCAGGCCCGGGUGCGGGAGCGCCGCCCGGAGAGUGGGGACGAGGUGGUGGUCAUGCUGGAGCACCUGCAGCUGGAGCUUGGGAAGGCAGGACAGCGAGCGGACCCAGACCAGGCAAAGAAGCAGAAGGUGCUUGCAGAGGAGGCGGCCCCUGUGGCAGCGGUGCGGGAACCACAGGUCCAGGCUGAGCGGGACGUUCCGGGGCCUGAAGAAGAGAAGGGUGAGGGGACAAAGACUGAGAAUGGGAAGAUGGUUGUACAGACAGACUCUCAUGGAGGAGCGGAAUCAUCUGGGAAAGUGUCUGAACCUGUAGAACCUGGUCCUAAGGACCCGAACUUGGAACAGCAGCAGGUCAGGCCCACGGAGAAGACUGAGUGUAAAUGCUCAGAAUGUGGGGAGGGCUUCACCCAGAGCUCAGACCUGAUUAGACACGAAGGGACGCACGCAGAAGGAAAGCUCUGUGGCUCUGAGGCUUGUCAGAGUCCCAGGCCUGUGGUACAUCAGAAAGUCUGCUCGAGAGAGAAGGGUCAUCAGUGUCACGAGUGUGGGAAAGCCUUUCAGAGAAGUUCACACCUUGUCAGACACCAGAAAAUCCAUCUUGGCGAGAAGCCUUAUCAGUGCAAAGAGUGUGGAAAGGUCUUUAGCCAGAAUGCAGGCCUUUUGGAACACCUCAGGAUCCAUACUGGAGAGAAACCUUACCUGUGCAUCCAUUGUGGGAAGAACUUCAGGCGCAGCUCCCACCUCAACCGACACCAGAGAAUUCACAGCCAGGAGGAGCCCUGUGAGUGCAAGGAGUGUGGGAAGACCUUCAGUCAGGCCCUUUUCCUCACGCACCACCAGAGAAUCCACAGCCACUCCAGAAGCCAUCGCUGUAACGAGUGCGGGAAAGCCUUCGGUUUGACCUCAGACCUCAUCCGCCAUCACAGGAUUCACACCGGAGAAAAGCCUUUUAAGUGUGCCAUAUGCCAGAAAGCCUUCCGACUGAACUCCCACCUGGCCCAGCACGUGAGAAUCCACAAUGAAGAAAAACCCUAUAAGUGUAGUGAGUGUGGCGAAGCCUUCAGGCAGAGGUCGGGGCUUUUUCAGCAUCAAAGAUAUCACCACAAACACAGUCCACCUUGAUGGGGCAUCCUCUCUGCAGGAACAUCAGGGACAGUAUGUUGACAAGCAAGCAGCACUUUAGGAAGAGUCACUCCAGCCGGUUCGAGCCUCCGAGAACUCCAGGGGCCAAGCAGGAGGCUCUGCCCCUUCACGUGUGCUCAGCUGCGGAGCACAAUUAAUUGACCCUCAAUGGGACUAUGGGAACAAGCAGAACAGCAUUCUUCACUGCGGGACUUCUCUGAGCCUUUAACUUGGUAAAUGUAUGAUUGCAGACCUCCAAGUAGUAGAGACCCUCAUGAUGGGUGAGGACUUUGAAGUCAGCAGUGAGUCAGCCAAGUACCUAUGGAUUUAUAGGCUUGAACGGAGCAAGAACAGGUCGAUACGUUUGCAUCUGCUACAGCAACAGCUAUAAAGUAAAACUAAAGAUGUUUGGAAAUAUCCCACUCUCAAAGGGAUCUUAAAGUGCAGGUUAAGGGGGCGCCUGAGUGGC
Molecule: messenger RNA, 2209 nt
Organism: Enhydra lutris kenyoni (northern sea otter)
Lineage: Eukaryota; Metazoa; Chordata; Mammalia; Carnivora; Mustelidae
Product: zinc finger and SCAN domain containing 26
Exons: 4
Coding region: 301-1740 (479 amino acids)
Biological process (GO): regulation of transcription by RNA polymerase II
Molecular function (GO): DNA-binding transcription factor activity, RNA polymerase II-specific; RNA polymerase II cis-regulatory region sequence-specific DNA binding
Source: RefSeq, a predicted model, not a curated record